UCUGAGAGUCCGGUGACCGGUCUGUGGUCAAGCAUAAAGGCGGGGCCCAGAAGGUGAGAAGGAGAAGCCUUCUGGCCCACCCCGAAAUGUGGCACGCGCUGGUCCUGCUGCUGCUGCUCCCCUCUGCCUCGGUGCCCCCCUCCACUGCAGCCCCGAUCCGCGAUGCUGAUCCCGAGGAAGGCUCCUCCGGUUUCCUAGGCCUCCAGAGACUUCUACAAGGCUUCACCCGGCUGUUUCUGAAAGAUGACCUGUUACGGGGCAUGGACAGCUUCUUCUCUUCCCCCGUGGACUUCCGGGGCCUCCCUAGGAACUACCACCAAGAAGAGAACCAGGAGCACCAGCUGGGGAACAACACUCUCUCCAGUCACCUCCAGAUUGAUAAGGUGACCGACAACAAGACAGGAGAUGUGCUGAUCUCUGAGAAGGUGGUGGCAUCUAUUGAGCCAGGAGAUGGGAGCCUGGAGAGUGACUGGAAGGUACCCAAGAUAGAGGAGAAGGAGGCCCUGCUGCCCAACCCAAAAGCCAUGGACAGCUUUCACCCUGAACCUCAUCCCCGGGUGGCCUUCUGGAUUAUGAAGCUGCCACGGCGAAGGUCCUACCAGAACGCCCAGGAGGGCGACCGCUAUCUCAACGAAAAGCAACACCGCCUGCAGGCCAUUCGGGAUGGGCUCCUCGAAGGGACCCGAGAGGAAGCCCUGCAAAAAGGGACCCAGGGCUCCUCCCAUUUCAAGUUGCCUGCCCGAAAGACACACUUCCUGUACAUUCUCAGGCCCUCCCAGCAGUUAUAGGGGU
Molossus molossus (Pallas's mastiff bat) is the source of this 792-nucleotide messenger RNA. RefSeq names its product dickkopf like acrosomal protein 1 (gene DKKL1). NCBI's taxonomy places the organism in Eukaryota, Metazoa, Chordata, Mammalia, Chiroptera, Molossidae. The record is from RefSeq and is a predicted model, not a curated record. Gene Ontology annotation, molecular function: receptor antagonist activity; co-receptor binding. Gene Ontology annotation, biological process: negative regulation of canonical Wnt signaling pathway. The transcript is spliced from 5 exons. Bases 87 to 788 code for a protein of 233 amino acids.